CAACAGAAGAAUAGGAUAUGAUGGAGAGAGACACCAGACAAGACACAGAGACAGCAACAGAAGAAUAGGAUGUGAUGGAGAGAGACACCAGACAAGACACAGAGACAGCAACAGAAGAAUAGGAUAUGAUGGAGAGAGACACCAGACAAGACACAGAGACAGCAACAGAGGAAUAGGAUAUGAUGGAGAGAGACACCAGACAAGACACAGAGACAGCAACAGACUAUGAUAUGAUGGAGAGUGACACCAGACAAGACACAGAGACAGCAACAGAGGAAUAGGAUGUGAUGGAGAGAGACAGAAGAAUAGAGUUCCAGACAGUUGUAGAAUGUAUGCCAAUACACAUUGUAAGAGCUAUAAAGAGAGAGGGAGGGAGAGAGAACAGGCAGAACCUGAUAUGUAAAUGAGCAGAGCAAAUGAAAGUAACUUUUGACGACCUGAUGAUCAUUCAGACUCUGUUUCUAUUGAGAGAUAAAAGGCUGGUUGAAUGAGUUGCCUAUGAAAGCUACUUCAUCUGUAAGAAAACAGGCGGCUGCACCAGUGACUGGGUCAGUGCUCUAAAAUGAGUCUCUCUGGGGAGAGAGAAGGGGACCCUGCCACUAAAAUGAGUCUCUCUGGGGAACAUGACACCAAAGCUAAGAGUCCAAUCAAGCAGGAGAGACCAGCCUCCCCUGUUCCCAGCUGUGUGUCCAUGAAGAGUGACAAGUCUAUGGAACUACCUAUAAUGUUUAGAGAGGGAGACUUUAUUACUGAACAAAGUCCAAUCAAGCAGGAGAGACCAGCCUCCCCUGUUCCCAGCUCUGUGUCCAUGAAGAGUGACAAGUCUAUGGAACUACCUAUAAUGUUUAGAGAGAGAGACUUUAUUACUGAACAAAGUCCAAUCAAGCAGGAGAGACCAGCCUCCCCUGUUCCCAGCUGUGUGUCCAUGAAGAGUGACCAGUCUAUGGUUCAUCCUUUACAGUUUAGAAAGGGAGACUUUUCUACUGAACAAAGAAACCAACAGGAGAGAUCAGAGUCAGAGAUUCUCAGUGGUCAGUCUUCCCAGAGUCAUCAAACAGACCUGGCCUCCAUAUUCAGUAUGCUUGAAGAGAAAAUUAUGACAUUUGUGAAGAACGAGCUGAAGAUGUUCAAGAGGAUUCUUAGUCCAGAACUCCCAGAAGGCUUUGAGAGUCAGAAGCAGGAUAAGGAAGUGGUGGACCCUGAAGAUGAGAAGCAGGAGAGCAGUGCCAGAGAGGGGGCUCUGAAGAUCACACUGCACAUCCUGAGGAAAAUGAACCAGAAGGAGCUUGCUGACACACUGGAGAAAUGUAAGAUCUAUGAGCUUGCUGUGAUUUGCCAACGUGAACUCAAAUCUAAUCUAAAGAAGAAGUUUCAAUGUGUAUUUGAGGGGAUCGCUAAACAAGGAAACCCAACACUUCUCAAUAAGAUCUACACAGAGCUCUACAUCACAGAGGGUGGAACAGGAGAGGUCAAUAAUGAACAUGAGCUGAGACAGAUUGAGACAACAACCAGGAAACAAGCAAGACCAGAGACUGCAAUCAAAUGUAAUGACAUCUUCAAACCCUUAACUGGACAAGACAAACGUAUCAGAACUGUGCUGACAAAGGGAGUCGCUGGCAUUGGAAAAACAGUCUCUGUGCAGAAGUUCAUUCUGGACUGGGCUGAAGGAAAAGCAAAUCAGGAUGUCCAAUUUGUAUUUUCAUUCCCUUUCCGGGAGCUGAAUUUGAUGAAAGGGGACAAACACACUUUCAUUGAACUUCUUAAUCACUUCUCAAUGGAAACCAAACAAUCAGGAAUCUCCAUCUACAACAAGUACAAAGUUCUGUUCAUAUUUGACGGUCUGGAUGAGUGCCGACUGCCCCUAGACUUCCAGAAGAACAAGAUCUGUUGGGACGUCACAGAGUCAACCUCAGUGGAUGUUCUGCUGACAAAUCUCAUCAAGGGAAAUCUGCUUCCCUCUGCUCUCCUCUGGAUAACUACCCGACCUGCAGCAGCCAAUAAGAUCCCUUCAGGGUGUGUUGACCAGGUGACAGAGGUACGAGGGUUCAAUGACCCACAGAAGGAGGACUACUUCAGGAAGAGAUUCAGUGAUGAGGACCUGGCCAGCAGAAUCAUCUCACACAUAAAGACAUCAAGGAGCCUCCACAUCAUGUGCCACAUUCCAGUCUUCUGUUGGAUUUCUGCAACAGUCCUUGAACACAUGCUGAAACAUAAGAGAGAAGAGAUGCCCAAGACUCUGACUGAGAUGUACACACACCUUGUGGUGUUUCAUACCAAACAGAAGAAUGCAAAGUAUCUUGUGAAAGAAGAGACAGGUCCACACUGGAAUAAAGAGAGCAUUCUGUCACUGGGAAAACUGGCUUUUCAACAGCUUGUGAAUGGCAAUCUGAUUUUCUAUGAAGAAGACCUGAAGGAGGCUGGCAUUGAUGUCAGUGAAGCCUCAGUGUACUCAGGACUGUGCACACAGCUCUUUAAAGAGGAAUGUGGGCUGUACCAGGACAAGGUGUACUGCUUUGUUCAUCUGAGCAUUCAGGAGUUUCUGGCUGCUGUAUAUGUGUUCCUCUCAUUCAUCAACAACAAUAAGAAUCUAAUGGACAAACCGCAAACAAAGUCCAGUGUCUUUUCUUCGCUGUUCAGAGACAAGCCUAAAGUUACUGAAGUUACUUUCUACAAGAGUGCUGUGGAUAAAGCCUUACAAAGUGAGACGGGAAACCUGGACCUUUUCCUCCGCUUCCUUCUGGGCCUCUCACUGGAGUCCAAUCAGAAGCACUUACGAGGUCUACUGACAAAGACAAGAAGCAGCUCACAGAGCCAUGAAGAAACAGUCAAGUACAUCAAGGAGAAGAUCAGGGAGAAUCCCUCUCCAGAGAGGAGCAUCAAUCUGUUCCACUGUCUGAAUGAACUGAAUGACCAUUCUCUAGUGAAGGAGAUCCAAAGCUUCCUGAGAUCUGGAAGUCUCUCAAAACCCAGCCUGUCACCUGCACAGUGGUCAGCUCUGGUCUUUGUGUUGCUGACUUCAGAAAAGGAGCUGGAUGUGUUUGACCUGAAGAAAUACUCCAGAUCAGAGGAAGGUCUUCUGAGGCUGCUGCCAGUGGUCAAAGCCUCCAGAGCUGUUCUGCUGUCAGGCUGUGGAGUCACAGAGGAAGGCUGUGCUUCUCUGGUCUCAGCUCUGGAGUCAAACCCCUCACACCUGAGAGAGCUGGAUCUGAGUAACAAUGACCUGAAGGAUUCAGGAGUGAAGCUGCUCUCUGCUGGACUGGGGAAUCCCCACUGUAAACUGGAGACUCUGAGGCUGUCAGGCUGUCUAGUCACAGAGGAAGGCUGUGCUUCUCUGGUCUCAGCUCUGGAGUCAAACCCCUCACACCUGAGAGAGCUGGACCUGAGUAACAAUGACCUGAAGGAUUCAGGAGUGAAGCUGCUCUCUGCUGGACUGGGGAAUCCCCACUGUAAACUGGAGACUCUGAGGCUGUCAGGCUGUCUAGUCACAGAGGAAGGCUGUGCUUCUCUGGUCUCAGCUCUGAGGUCAAACCCCUCACACCUGAGAGAGCUGGACCUGAGCUACAAUCACCCAGGAGACUCAGGAGUCAGACUGCUCUCUGCUGGACUGGAGGAUCCACACUGCAGACUGGAGAAACUCAAUGUGGAACAUGGUGGAGAGAACAGAAUGAAACCUGGGAUUAGAAAAUAUGUCUGUGAUCUCACACUGGACCUAAACACAGUAAACCGAUGCCUCUCUCUGGCUGAGGAGAACAGAAAGGUACAUGGAGGAGAGAGGCAGCCGUAUCCUGAUCUCCCAGAGAGAUUUGAGUACUAUGAACAGGUGCUGUGUAGAGAGGGUCUGACUGGGCGCUGUUACUGGGAGGUAGAGUGGAAUGGGGGAGGGGCUGAUAUAGGAGUGACAUAUAAAGGAAUCAACAGGAGAGGAGGGGGUGAGGACUGCUGUUUUGGAUUCAAUGACAAGUCCUGGAGUCUGGAUCUGCCUGACAUCAGUUACACUGCCUGUCACAAUAAUAAUGUCACUACCAUAGACGUCCUCUCCUCCAGUUCCCACAGAGUAGGAGUGUAUCUGGACUGGCCAGCCGGCACUCUGUCCUUCUAUAGCUCUCCUCUGACACUGACCCACCUGAUCACAUUCACCUCCACAUUCACUGAGCCCCUCUAUCCAGGGUUUAGGUUUAUCAUGAAGAGUCCUCAGUGUCCCUGA
Messenger RNA from Oncorhynchus nerka (sockeye salmon), 4204 nucleotides. Its product is annotated as NLR family CARD domain-containing protein 3-like. Gene Ontology annotation, molecular function: protein binding. The record is from RefSeq and is a predicted model, not a curated record. Lineage: Eukaryota; Metazoa; Chordata; Actinopteri; Salmoniformes; Salmonidae. Gene Ontology annotation, biological process: intracellular signal transduction.